UCCAGGUUUCCAGGACUAUUUUUAGCCCAUUUCCCACAAGCCCAGCUUGGAGAAAGAGGAGGAGAAAGGAAAGCAAGGCAGCAGCAGCAAUAGCAUCCAAAGGAAGAGGAUGGAGGAGGAGGAGGAGUAAGGCUCCUCAUCGCUGCCUUGUUCUCAGCCGCAGCCCAGUCGCUGUCCAGCAUCUUGCCCUCCCGGGACCUGAGUUCGAAUCCUGGCCCCAGCUGCCAAAGCAGAGCCUCCCCAGCAGAGACCCUCCUGGGCCCCUCACUGCAGCAAAGCAGCAGAGAUGCUCCGGUAGUGGGCCACACAAGGCGAUGGAGGACGACCUGGCCUCCGAGGAGGAUACGUUGCUCCUUUCGGAGAAAGAGUUCCACGAUGCGGCCAAACGAAAUGACACCAUGCGCAUGGAAGAGCUGGUCAAGCGAGGGGUGGACAUCAGAGCCAAGAAUAAUAUAGACAGGACUGCUCUCCAUUGGGCCGCCGGAGCAGGGAACGAACAAGCCGUGCGUCUCCUUUUGGACCAUGACGCCUCCGUCAAUGAUGAGGAUAAUUUUGGGAUGAAUGCCCUCCUCUUGUCUGCUUGGUUCGGCCAUCUGCGCAUCCUUCAGAUCUUGGUCAACGCUGGUGCCAAAAUCAGCUGUGCAAACAAGAAUGGACACAACCUACUGCAUUGCGCGGCCCAAAGAGGUCACCUCAAGGUGAUGGAGUUCAUUAUGGAAGAUCUGGAGGAUGUGCGGCUGGAUAAGAAAGAUAAGAUGGACAGAACUGCCUUUCAUUUAGCUGCAGAGAAUGGGCAACUCGAGGUGGUGGAGUUCCUGGUGGCCUCUGGUUGCACAUGUAGCGUUAAAGACAAGGAGAAGAACACAGCCCUCCAUUUAGCUGCCAAGAACGGUCAUGCACAGGUGCUUCAGAAGCUUGUAGAAAUUGGAAUGGACCUGGAUGAGGAGAAUAUAGAAGGGUUGACUGCCCUGCAUUUGGCUGCUGAAGGAGGACAUCAUGACUGCGUAAAGCUACUUCUGGAAGCCGGGUCUGACAUCAAUGCCCAGACUCAGAAAAAAAUGACCUGCCUUCAUUACGCUGCACUGAAUGGCUGCGAAGACAUGGCCAGAAUCCUGAUCAAUGCAGGAAUCCAAACAGAUGCAUUGAAUUAUCAAAAUGCAUCAGCUAUGCAUAUUGCGGUGCUACAUAACCAUCUGACUGUUGUCAAACUCCUAAUUGAUGCCGAAUGUGACCUGGACAUCCCUGAUAAUAGGCAGCAGAGUCCUCUCCAUAUUGCUGCAGAGUAUGGGAGGCAAGACAUUGCUGAGCUUAUCCUGAUUGCUGGGGUGAAUUUAAAACUAACAGACAAGCAAGGGAAAACAUCACUAGAUAUUGCUGCCCGCGGGAAUCACAUCAACCUGGCGGAUAUGGUCAUCAAAGCAGAUCGGUUUUACAAAUGGGAAAAGGAUAAUCUGAACAGCGACUCCGACUCCUGGGUAGCCAAGCACUUAACUUUCAAGCAGGACCACCGGCUGGAGACGCAACACAUUCGUUCGGUCAUGUGGAGGCUCGCUACAAAAUACCUCAAACCCAGUGAGUGGAAGAAGCUGGCGCAUUACUGGAAAUUCACCGAGGCGCACAUCAGAGCAAUCGAGCACCAAUGGGCAGGCACCAAAAGCUACAAGGAACAUGGUCACAGGAUGUUGCUUAUUUGGCUCCAUGGCAUCGUCAUGGCAGGGGAGAACCCAGUCAAAGGGCUAUAUGAAGGCCUGGUGGGCAUUGGGAGGAACGACUUGGCAGAGAGCAUCCGGAAACAGGCGAACGCGGAUUCUCCUUCUCCGAGGAAGUGUACAGCGAUGUGAUAUCUGAAAAAGUAACGGGAAUCCCGGUGUUCAUUAUUACUUCAAGACUGUGAUCAAGGGUCACAAACAAACAAUGUCAUAACCUGUCUUUCUCUAAGGGCUUCAUGCCAUAACCAAUGGCAACAUUUUCUACCUGAGAUCAGGUAAACACAAAAGUGUACAUCAGCAGAUUCUAGUCGCAGCAAUGCAUUGUUAUAGAAAAGGGGUGACUGAUUACUAUUUCCACAUUUAGACAGAUUUUUCAGAUCUGAGACCAAGGUUGAACUCUUAAACCUACAGAGAGGUAAAUCCUAUUGAAUCAGGAGAAAUGACUGUUGAAUAAAACUUCUUAAAGGGAAAGAUUAGACCAUAUUUUAAAACCAGAAUAUCUCACUGUAAAUCUCAAAGCAUAGAAUCGCUGAAGUUCUUCUAUGGCUGCCUCCUCUGCUUAACUAGAGGACAACCAUGUAGCCCUCCAGAUGUUGGACUGCAAUUCCCAGUAUGCUUCACCAUUAGCAAUGCUGGCUAGGGCUGCUGGGGCCUACAGUCUGAGAUCUAAAUGCACCUACAUUUGCUUUUUUCAGUUUCACCAUGCAAGUCUACUUUUACAAAGACCAUUCAAAAAUACUCAUUUUGCUACCAAUCAGGUGCUAGUUAUACACGUCUAUUUUCAGUGUAACUUCUAUACUUGUAAUUUAUUAUUUGAAAGAAUUGUAUGGGAUUUCUCCUCCACAUAGUCCCCCUCAUCUUCUCUGUCCAUGCAAAAUGGACAGAUACUGUAUGACCCUCAUAUAUGCAGGACUGGUAUAUGCGGAUUGACUUACCCAUCUC
Sceloporus undulatus (fence lizard) is the source of this 2651-nucleotide messenger RNA. It is a transcript of the gene ANKDD1A, whose product is annotated as ankyrin repeat and death domain containing 1A. Gene Ontology annotation, biological process: signal transduction. The record is from RefSeq and is a predicted model, not a curated record. The coding region runs from base 315 to 1841 and encodes 508 amino acids. Lineage: Eukaryota; Metazoa; Chordata; Lepidosauria; Squamata; Phrynosomatidae. The transcript is spliced from 15 exons. Gene Ontology annotation, molecular function: protein binding.